Carcharodon carcharias (great white shark) is the source of this 3439-nucleotide messenger RNA. RefSeq names its product neurosecretory protein VGF-like. The transcript is spliced from 2 exons. The record is from RefSeq and is a predicted model, not a curated record. Lineage: Eukaryota; Metazoa; Chordata; Chondrichthyes; Lamniformes; Lamnidae. Gene Ontology annotation, molecular function: neuropeptide hormone activity. The coding region runs from base 106 to 1656 and encodes 516 amino acids.
CCAGUCGGAGAGCAGCAUCGCCUCUUGAGUCCAGACUACCUUCUGUUACACCUCAGACACCGGACCUCCCAGCUUUCUUGUCCCCUCCUGUGCCGCUCUGCAAAGAUGUUUUGGCCAGCCCAUUCGCAGACCUUUGUACUCUUAGCAAUGAGCCUGACCUUUGUCAGUGCUGUGCCCCUUGCAGAAGGAAGCCAUGGGGAGCACUCAGACCCAGCCACCCUGAAUGAAAGUGACCAGCUCUCUCACCCGCUACACAGGCAAGACCAGGGGAUGGUCCCCGAGGAUGGGAACAUGCCUGGGGGCGAGAUAGAGAAGGUCAAGAGCCACCAGGUCAGAUCUGCUGCCUCCCACCCCAGCGCCCAGCGUGAACCCAGUUACGAUGAUGAGUUAUUCAAGGAUGUGGAUGCCAAGACGUUGGCAGCCAUCCUGAUACAAGCUCUAAAGGUGGAUGAAGACAAGCCCAGUGGCAGCAGGGAGGAGCCAAGGUGGCACAGUGGGGGUGUGCCCACCUCCACCAAUUACAGGUCACCCGAGGCCGGCGAGAAAGACUCGAUGGAAAAUGUGAAGAGCAGGACCAGAGUGAGCAAGACCCAGUGGAGCCCACCCUCCCAAGAGAGUGAAGACUCAGAGAGGAGAGGGCAGGAAGAUGAAGAAGACAACUUGACCCCUCAGAGCAUUGAUAGACUGGAGGCAAUGUUGCAGGACAUGGAGAAGUAUAGUACAGCCACCAAAAGGGAGAGGUCCAACACAGCCCAACGCUCCUUGCCCAUGUAUAGCACCAAGAAUAAUGAUGAAUCAAAUGAGAAUGAUGUCCUGAGGGACCUAGAUGCCUUUGAAGAGCUGGUGGGCAGGAAGGACAAGUACUCUAACUAUGAGGAGAACCAGGAGGAUGCCAGAGGCAGGGUGAAGUAUGGGGCUGAAGAUCUGGAGGACAGAGAGGGAGACAGGAGGAAGGUGGGGCAGGAGAGGGCAGCAGAUCGAGCUUCUGACCUACUGCUGCAGUACCUGUUGAGGGGGGAAGCCAGCGAGGAGGAGGAGGAGGAGGAGAAAGUGAGGGAGGACCAGAGGGCAGAUGGUGGCUCGGAGGAGAGUGCCUCCGAGGAGAAGAGGGCAGACGAAGAUGAGGACGAGGACGAGGAUAUCGACCCGCAGACCAUAGACAGGCUCAUUGAGAUCUCCAGCAAGCUUCACCUGCCGGCGGACGAUGUAAUUGACAUCAUCAAUGACGUGGAGAAAAAAAGGAAGGAUCCAGCGGAGAGAGUAGAAAGCAAGCAUGGGGCAUCCUCAAGGGACAGGUUCAGGUAUUCAUCCUCCCAUCCGGACAGCAACUACCUGCCCCGCCACCGGCCAGAGAAGGCAAGGCACCACACCAAUGACGAGAUGAGCCUUCAGCAACUGCUGGGUGCAGAAAAUGCCCUGGACUAUGAAAGCAUGCCCUUCACCAUCCCAAGAAGGUACCGACCCAGGCCAAAUGGUUACCCCAAUUACAUCCGCCCUUGGAUCUACCAGCAACGCCACCGACCCUACUACUAUCAGCCCCCACCCCCUGUCUACAGGAACAAAGACUACUAUGAGGACGAGACGCAGGACAAUGAGGAAGAGCUGGAGAACUACAUUGAGAAGAUCUUUCUCAAGCAUCCAGAGGUCUUUCAGUAGAGCUAAAAAAAAAAGUCAAUGGUUUCUCUUCUUCCCUCCCCACCUUUUUUAUUUCUGUCUAAAGUACCUGGUGUGUUGAGGUUUUGUGCAUGAAUCAGGCAGACAUGUGGACACAUAAGCCCUGUGCAUGGAGGCGCAUUUGAAACACACCAUGCAUCGUAUCCAACAGCCUUGUCGCCCCCACCAGCCUAGAGGGAAAGUAGAAGGCGAUAGAAGAAGCGAAAUCUGAUAUUUUUGUACUGUGAUGUAUGUGUAGAGCCAGCCCGAGUGCUCCAAAUUAUGUCCCGAAUUUUUAAAACAGUUCCGGUUUAAUGUGAUGCUGGUAAUGUGUGUGUAUGUGUGUGUGUAUGUAUGUGCAUUUGACUUCGAAUCUUGCCAACUCUUUCCACCCUGAAACAACAUUUCAUAGGAAUUGAUCCAUGGCUUAAUCGGUUUUAAAGAAGGGUCCAUGUUGAGGUGGUGGCAUUGCCAGAGCAGCUGGCAACUCUGAAUAAAAUCACACAUUAAAUGAGGGUGUCAAAGCUUAAGGAACAGGGUCCAAUGCAUACGAGCAAGGCAUUUACAUGCUACCUGUGUGUGACAGUCCAUCGUCAGUGUUAAGGUCCCCACCCCAACAGAAAACACUCUCUUGCACUGGCAAGAGUGUCCUCCCUCUUCAGAAAGUGACUUAUUGGUCGUAGGUGAUACUGUAGAUGACACUGAGGCUAAUGGCUACAUGUCCACCACCCCGAGAGGGGCAGAUGAUCUGAAUUCUUCCCUUAGGCCCCUGGAAGAAGCUUACCAUAGUUACAAGAAUCUUUUACAAUUCAUUGAGUUGGACGAGUUUGGAAUCCAAUACACUCUGCUGCAGAGUUUCACCAGGUCAGGUCAGGAAAAAAAAAGUGCUAACAAUGUUUUUUAAAAAAGCAAAAAGCUCCCUAUAGAAUUUACUCAGAUAGUUUGUAGUUAGAUUGGGGGCAACUGUCUGUCUUGAACCUUGCUUCCUUCUAUUGCUACUGGGCAGGAGCCAGUCAGUAAUGGAGAUGUACCUCUAGUGUUCCCCCUUUCCAAUCCCACCACAAUGUUUGCACCUGCUCUCACAUCCCCAGUUAGGGAGCCAGCCACCUUCGAGAGGAGGUGGUGGCCUGUUGAUUGCCCUUACUUGUCUCAGUCACUUGGCCAUUGGGUAUAUGGAGAGGCGAGCUCACAGUCUGGGAUAUGUAAAGGAUGACAGUCGGUUGCGGAACCUGGGCUAAGAGGUUUGCCUAUCUCCCAGUCUAAGGAUCCCACUCCUGAAGUGGUUUUCAAAUAUUCAUCUCUGCGACCUCAAUGAUUCAACCCAGAAACUGAAGCAGGUUAACUCAACCUCUAUCCUGAAACCUGGUUGGAAGUGUGCAUUCGCCAUGUGGUUAUGCACUGAGGAAUUGUCCCACCAGUAACCCACACAAUUAUUUGUUUAAAUGCAUUGUUAAUUUUUCCAAAAAAGCUAUUGGUUGACUGGCAGUAGAGGUAGGAUUUCGACCUCUGUUGCUCUGCAUUUACUCUCAUCACCUGUGCCAUGACAUAAUGAAGACUGAUUGGUGAAAUGAAGAGCUGUGGUUUGAAAAUAAACAGAGAUGGAGGGAGGGAGAGGGGGGAUCUGUACCUUGUGCUCCACUGUAAAUUUUCUCAAGUCUGCGAAUAUUGCUUCUUGGAGUGUACGCAAAGUCUUGUUAUCUAUCUGAAGAAAAUACAGAGUCUUUUGAUGUUGCAGCAUCCGAUGUGUUUUUGCAUUUAAUAAAAAUUGAUGUUGUAAAUAGCAUGG